AUGCUGGAAUGGCAUGAGAUCGACUGUGUUGGUGUGAAUUCAGUAGUGAGCCAUUCUAAAAUCUUCAAUGAGAAGGUAGUUUCGGCCACUUCAGACCUUACUGACACCCAACAACUGAUCUGGUAUGAAAUCAAACAGAUAAAGAAAGGUCAGGUCCUCAGUGAAGGAAAAGUCUUCAUCAAUCUGUGCAAUGACAUCAAACCCUUGGAGGACCUGCCUCUGGUGCAGAAGGAAAGUCUGAAUCAUAGCUAUCAUGUAAACUGUGGCUGUCAAGUAAGACACUGUCCAUUUUCAAGACCUUUUGGACCACCUGCAAUGCCCUGCACAAUCUUGGCUCCCCACAAGUGCCCCUGGACAUAGUGGCUACUGCAGGGGAGCUCGGUAGGUAUUAGGUCCAGCACUGUCCGUGUGAAGCAUGCUGAUGGCACCUGUAUUUGGUCCCAGAGCCACCUGCCUCUCAGGAUGGAGUUUGUGGAUAUCAUCCAGCCUUAA
Messenger RNA from Elephantulus edwardii (Cape elephant shrew), 492 nucleotides. RefSeq names its product TIMP metallopeptidase inhibitor 4 (gene TIMP4). The record is from RefSeq and is a predicted model, not a curated record. The transcript has 4 exons. Gene Ontology annotation, biological process: negative regulation of membrane protein ectodomain proteolysis; negative regulation of endopeptidase activity. NCBI's taxonomy places the organism in Eukaryota, Metazoa, Chordata, Mammalia, Macroscelidea, Macroscelididae. Gene Ontology annotation, cellular component: extracellular matrix. Gene Ontology annotation, molecular function: protease binding; metalloendopeptidase inhibitor activity.